AACAGUUUCUAAGUCGUUUUGGGGUGUGGAACAUGGUGCUCACCAUGCUACCGUUGCACGGUAUACGGACUGAUUAUUACUGAAUUUGUUUUGAUGUUGAUCUGAAUUAGCUAGAGUUCUCAAUUAGGGACGGAGAAGAAUUUAAAUCCCUACUCUAAUCCGUAUUACUCUGAUUUUUAGAGAAAGUAAGAUGGCCGUUUCAGCUGCUAGUCCUGCUACACUAGCUCAUCGUUUUCUGCCACGAAAUUGCGAUCACAAGCGUGUGCAAUUUUACUCUUUAGUGAAGUAUCCACCACGAAGAAGGGCCAUUUUCUGCAAUUUCGAGGCGAUUGAAUUUGAAGAAAGAAUGAGUCCCAACGAGGUGAAGAAGGAAAUGGAGCAAUGUUAUGAACUGAUACACAGGCUUGGCAGGGGUGUUGUGUAUUUGGGCUCUUCAAGGGUGGGUCCUGAUCAUCCACACUACACACAAGCAUUUGAAUUGGGAAGAGAGGUCGCUACCCUUUUAGAUUGUACGUCAUGGUCGGGGGUCGGACCUGGCCUCAUGGAUGCUGUGACAAAAGGUGCCCUACAAGCUGGAAAGGCUGUUGGUGGAUUUAGGAUAAGUAAAGAAGCUGGGGAAUGGACAUCAACCAAGUUUCAUCCAUACUUGCCAUCAGAAACAUACCUCACUUGCAGGUUUUUCUCUGCAAGGAAGCAUGGGUUGGUGGACGCAGCUGUUAGAACUAGUAGCGGCAGCGGCUUGGAUAAGACAGCCGUGGUGGCUCUGCCAGGUGGAAUUGGCACUCUGGAUGAAGUCUUUGAGCUCAUGGCAUUGAUCCAACUCGACCGGAUUGGUUCACUUCUCCCGGUUCCUUUUCUUUUGAUGAACUAUGAUUCCUUUUAUUCAAAGCUGCUCGACUUUCUCCAUGAUUGUGAGAAUUUUGGUACGAUCUCCCAUGGUGAGGCUGCAUCGUUAUGGAAAGUUUGUAACAAUAACACUGAAGCUUUAACAUAUUUAUCUGAAUUCUACGGCAUUAGCCAUUAGCUAGGUUAAACGCCACAGAAAUGCACUCGAAGUCAUCAUGGGCAGUAAUAUUACUGUUUUUAUUAUGAUUGCUGGCAUUAGUGGCAUGUAUGCAUUAAAGCUGUUGAUGUUUUGUUCAUGUUUCUUAAUCCAAUCUAAGUAGGCGUUGGUGACAUUGAAAGUGUCAAAAUUUUAGAGCUAAUAAAUUAAUAUCUUAAACUGAUUGAAUAUAAUGUCAUUCAAAAAGUGCAGUAACGUUUUAUUUUGAAUUUGCUUCGUAUCAGGGACCUCCUAAAAAGAAAGUGUGACAAAAAGUCAAAACUUUGGCAUUAUGCUUCUUAUUGAGGACCUCUUAAGAAGAAAUAGUUAGAUGAAAAGUCUGAGCUCUAGCAUUAUCUCUGUUUGUUCGCUCUCGUGAAAAACAUCAUGAAAUUAUGUGAAACUGUGAAAGGUGUAAAGUUUAGAUGAAUGAUAAGAUCUUAACCAUCGAGACACUACUGAAAAAGCUACUUAAUAAUCAAGCAAAGGAAAGGAAGAUCAGAGAGAAGAAGCAGCCGACUAGCAGCAGUCUGCUCCUCAUUCCUCAGCAACAACCAACCACUAAAGUCUCAGCCCCAUCUAGCUCUUCAGGUACUUAAAUCUCCCCUUCCUACUAUUCUUAUAUCUCCCCAGAGCUUGCAGCAAUAAGCCAAUAAGAGCAGCAGAUGACAAGCUCAUCCACGAGUUGAGAGAAUGAUAUCGGAAAAUGGCAGAAGACUUGCACAGCUCUUAAGGAACAAAACCAAUGAAGAAUCAGCCAAGUUCCUAAAAGAUUAUGACCAUACCUCCCCCCAGGCCCCAAUCUAAGCUACCUGGAAGAAGAUAUCAAAGGGGGCCUUAUGAUUGAAGUCAUUGAUCUUAAACUUCAAUUGGAACUCCUAGCCGAAGAGCUGGAGCAGUAUGAUGCCAAAAGGUGGGAAGGAAGCUCGAGACCCUCUACAUCUCAAAUUAAAGGGCCAUGGCAGAAGGGUCCAUGGAAGAAGCCUGAUUUCAGCUAAAUGACCAGAGGAGAGAAGGCUUCUUAUACAAGAAGAAGAAAUCUGGAAAUACAAUUUGGUGAACAACAAGCAGCUAAAAAGAGGAAGGCUGGAGAAGUCAAGGCAGCUGAAGAAGGGAAUCAGCAUGCUGGAAAAGAAAAACAAGGCAAGGACUCAGAUGAAUAUUUCUUGGAAUCCGUUUGAUACUUCACACAUUAAAACUUUACAUGCAAAAUGAUUGCAAUCUAAAGUUUAGGGUAGUAAAAUAUUUUGCAUGUAAAAUAAAAUACAUCGUUUGGUUAUGUGUGUAAUCUAUAUUUAAAUUAUUAAAUGGGGAUUCUUUACCUUUUUUUACCAUCUUUACCUUUUUCUUUAGAAAAUAACUUUACAUGUAAUAAAAUCUUUAAAAAUGACUCCAUAGCUGAUUCAUCAAAUUAAACAUACGUGUACUGCUGGCCAGAAGAGAGAGUGGCGUGCAAAAAUGGAGUAAUCACUAAAAAUUGUAAACUUUUA
Molecule: messenger RNA, 2532 nt
Organism: Cuscuta epithymum
Lineage: Eukaryota; Viridiplantae; Streptophyta; Magnoliopsida; Solanales; Convolvulaceae
Source: the annotation of a GenBank genome assembly